UAGGCUGACAUGAGUCUGAACAAUACCUGCUUUGAUAAUCCAAUACAAAGUACAGAAGUAACAUUAGUUUACAGUUUUAAUUAUUGGCUUUGAAUCCACAACAGCCGGAGAACAUCGAGGGUCUUGUUUGAGAGGUCUCGGCAUGGCUUCUAUUUUGGCCAAUCACAGCGUUGAAGCAGCACUAGAAAAGUAUCUGCCAGAAGAGGAGCUCAAGGAAGUUAAGCGCGUGCUUUAUGGCCGCCCCGUCGAAGACAUAGGAAGUGAGCUACCGCAAGAGGCGCACCAAUCGGCAAAGGAUCACAACUUUGCAUUACAGGCGUAUCGCAUUGCGGCACCGCCAGAGCAGAUCCGCUCGCCUCGUCUCGUGAAAAUCGGCUUGAUCCAGAACGCUAUCGUGAAGCCGACCACGGCACCACUGCAAGAGCAGCGUGCGGCCAUACAUGAGCGAAUCAAGUUGAUAACUGAGUGUGCCGCACAGGCCGGCGUCAAGAUCUUGUGCUUUCAGGAAGCAUGGACAACUCCGUUCUUCUUCUGCACGCGUGAGAAGUACCCGUGGGUCGAACUGGCCGAGUCUGCCGAAGAUGGCCUGUCCACAAAGCUUUGUCAGGAGCUAGCCAAGCAGCAUAACAUGGUCAUCAUCUCACCUAUCUUGGAGCGUGACUCGGAGAACAUGGACAUAUUGGCCAACACGGCUGUGGUGAUUGACAACCACGGCGUCGUGAUGGGAAAGAGCCGCAAGAACCACAUACCCAGGGUGGGCGACUUUAACGAAUCAACAUACUACUUUGAAGGUGACACGGGCCACAAGGUCUUCCAAACUGAAUUCGGUCGCAUUGCCAUCAACAUCUGCUACGGUCGACACCACCCGCUCAACUGGAUGAUGUAUGCAAUGAAUGGCGCCGAGGUCAUCUUCAACCCAUCGGCAACUGUCGGCGCUUUGAGUGAGCCAAUGUGGCCUAUUGAAGCCAGGAACGCCGCCAUUGCUAACAGUGUAUUCACAUGUGCCAUCAAUCGAGUUGGAACGGAAGCCUAUGAGCAUGAGUUCACGAGUGGAGAUACCAAAGCAGCUCACAACGAGUUUGGAGAGUUCUAUGGCUCCAGCUAUGUAGCUGCGCCGGAUGGUUGCCGUACACCUGGCCUCCCUCGUAAUCAAGAUGGCCUUCUCGUGACAGACGUCGACCUCAACCUGCAACGACAAAUCCGCGACAAGUGGUGUUUCUCGAUGACUGGCCGCUAUGACAUGUAUGCGAGAGAGCUCACUGCGUUCACCAGUGGCGAUUAUCAGCGGCCAAUUGUGCAAGCUCCCAAGCAAUGAUCAACUAGCUAAGCUGGUGUAGUCCUCUCUGAGUUCGUACCGGAUCACAAUAUCCUGUGAUCUCUGCUGCCAAUUUUAGCAUGUUUCAUUUACCCCAAAUUCCCAGGAGCAGCGUCCUCGAGCAAGAAUAUUAUCAGAGUUUUGUCAAAGUCUUCAUACUGAUUCCUAGCCGGAUGACCUGUACCCGUUACACCAUGCAACAGGAACACACACACAGCCACACAUGGGCAUCAUCCCCACCAUGCAACAGACACACACACGCAGGUACACAUGGGCGUCAUCUACAUUUUUAGAUGCAAUGAUUCCCAGUAGGUAGGUAGAGCUUGUUUUAGUGCACAUUCCUUAGACGUGUGUGGUGUUUUAGGUUUUUAGGCGAGUGACACGCGUGCCUGUUUUUACCUGGUACAGUAGUUACUAAUUUAGGGAUACCCAGCUGCCACUGUAUCAGUCUUGUGUCUGCUGUGCAGUACUUUCUUUUGGAGUUUUCUUCUGAUAACUAAUAAGAUAAUUUUAUGCUGUUAA
Messenger RNA from Sycon ciliatum, 1837 nucleotides. RefSeq names its product beta-ureidopropionase-like. The transcript has 13 exons. Gene Ontology annotation, molecular function: beta-ureidopropionase activity. NCBI's taxonomy places the organism in Eukaryota, Metazoa, Porifera, Calcarea, Leucosolenida, Sycettidae. The record is from RefSeq and is a predicted model, not a curated record. Bases 143 to 1315 code for a protein of 390 amino acids.